Molecule: messenger RNA, 3210 nt
Organism: Aegilops tauschii subsp. strangulata
Lineage: Eukaryota; Viridiplantae; Streptophyta; Magnoliopsida; Poales; Poaceae
Product: stearoyl-[acyl-carrier-protein] 9-desaturase 5, chloroplastic
Biological process (GO): fatty acid biosynthetic process
Cellular component (GO): chloroplast stroma
Molecular function (GO): stearoyl-[ACP] desaturase activity
Source: RefSeq, a predicted model, not a curated record
UUAUGACUAGCCUUGGCGUCGGUCGGCGGUGAUCCUUUGUCAAACGCCACUUUAAGAAGAUAAUGCGUGAUAAUUUUCCGAUGAUAACCAUGGCCUUGGCGGGACAUUGGUAGCUCGUAGUGUAGUAUCUUGGGUGCCUAGACUUGCCACUAACAGACACUCGGGAUGGAAGCGUGGGAUUUAGGUGGUGGUGUCUUGUCUCCCUCUACGAUUGAUGGCUCCAUGACUGGCUAUUGCUUGAUGUGUGUAUGGUUUUCAGCUCGCGUGGAUAUUAUGUGUGGACCAUAUGCACUUACAUCAUGUUCCGUGGUUGCAACUGCACGACGAAAUCAGUGUUGCUCUUUUUUUUUUCCUUUUUUGUUUUUAUCUGCCUAGGCAUAGCGUUGAUCUUUCAUGGCUUUACUAUUUGCCGUUGUGAUUCUUUAUGUGUUAGUUGCGUGCAUUCUAGCUAUACUCAUGCCGAGGCCGGAUAUAUGCUCAUUGUGUUUUGUAUCCCCUUCAUUAUGAGUUAAUGAAGAUUCCCUUUUCCAAAAAUUAAUUAUUCGGUCCCCAACUAACAAAUUAUGGGUUGACCUGAAACUAUGAUAAGUGGCUUGUUAACAAAUUUGCAGAAAAAGGAGAAGUACUAAUAUUAUUCUCAGCAAGAGUUAUACAGCCGGUUGGAUCAAAUACCUUCUGGUCAUGCAUUCUUGAUGCAGGUGCAAGCAGGAGGCAUGCGAUAAGCAUGGAUAUGUUGUUGCGUACUGAGGUGACUAUUUGUAGCUUCUGAACCACGGAACCUGCAAGCACGAACCAAACUAUUUCAGUGCGGAAGCAUCUCAGUAAUUGAAAACGUCCAACUAUGCGAAGGUUUUGUUAGAACGUUUGGGGCAGCUAUAAACCGAAUACAAAUCAAAUACUAGUACCCCCACUUCAAUUGCUCACCUCACUACCAACACAAGUGUGGAUGUUUCAAGGAGCUGAUUCGAAGCGCUGCACAAGUCCAAACUAACAGCUGAAGGGGUGGCGACGGACUGGUAAAGGGUCAUGUAUCUGAUGGCAUCCCUGCCUUCCCACGGCGCCUUCCAUGCACCUCUUUGGUAUUCUUGCUCGAGGAGCAAAACCAUGGUGAUGGCCACGGCUUCCAAGGCCAAGGAUGGAGUUCCCGGAAAGGCCUUCAGUCCUCGCAAGGCGUCUCAUAGAGACCGAGUAGCUCACUCAUUGCCACCUGAAAAGAGAGAGAUUUUUGAUUCGCUUAACAGUUGGGCAGAGGACAACAUUCUGGUCCUCUUGAAGCCGGUUGAAAGAUCCUGGCAGCCACAGGACUACCUGCCAGACCCUUCCUUGGAUAGAUUUUAUGACGAAGUCAAGGAGCUGAGGGAGCGAGCCGAGGAGAUCCCCGACGACUACUUGGUAUGUCUGGUUGGAGACAUGGUCACUGAGGAAGCACUCCCUACCUAUCAGAAAAUGCUCAAUAUCCUUGAUGGCGGUGUCCGCGACGAAACUGGCAGCAGCCCAACCAGCUGGGCUGUCUGGACGAGGGCAUGGACGGCCGAGGAGAACCGACACGGUGAUCUCAUGAACAAGUAUAUUUAUCUCACUGGGAGGGCUGAUAUGAGGCAGGUGGAGAAGACCAUACAGUAUCUGGUUGGUGCUGGAAUGGAUCCAAAAACCGAGGCCAACCCCUAUGAGUUUUUCAUUUACACAUCUUUCCAAGAGAGGGCAACAUUCAUAUCUCACGGCAACACUGCAAGGCACGCCAGGAAGUACGGGGACUUGAAGCUGGCCCAGAUAUGCGGCACCAUCGCGGCUGACGAAAGGCGCCAUGAGCUUGCCUAUACCAAGAUAGUGGAGAAGCUCUUCGAGGUCGAUCCCGACUACACGGUCCUGGCCUUCGCCAGCAUUAUGAAGAAGAAGAUCACGAUGCCUGCCCACCUGAUGUAUGAUGGGCAGGAGGACAACCUCUUUGAGCACUUCAGCGCGGUGGCACAGAGGCUGGGCGUUUACACCGCCAUGGACUACGCCGACAUCCUCGAGUUCCUGGUCAAGAGGUGGAACGUCGCCGGCCUCACUGGGUUGUCCGGUGAAGGGCGGCGCGCUCAGGAUUACCUAUGCUCCCUAGGACCAAGGUUUAGGAAGCUGGUGGAGCGAGCUCAGGGGAGCGGGAAGCAGUUGCCUGUUGUUCCUUUCAGCUGGAUCUAUGGCCGGAAAGUGCAGCUUUGAGUAAGAUUUCAAGACAAGUAUAUAUAUAUACCAUUCUUCUUUUUCGUAUUGUACUUGUCUUUAAAAUCUGCAAUAACUGUUGAGUUAUGUAAAGACAUCUACACUGCAUAUGCCAAAUAGCUUGAAAUGACAUAAUUAUACAAACACAUCCUUAUAUGUGUUUUUUUUUUAUUUUGGCUUCAGUUGCCCGUCAUUUUGAGUAUUGAAUCCGGAAAUUUGCACCGGUUCUUGCGGUAACAAAAUAGUCAAAAAUCAUGCUCGUGGCCACCGCUUGAGAGCCUGGCCGAAACAAGGAAACUGGGCAUUUAUGCCCGGCCCACCUGCAUUAUGCACCUACUGUGACAAUAACACGUCUUGCUUCAAGCAGCCUCUAGAAUGGGCCAGCCCAGCACGGGCCACAGGCCUUCAACGCUCUUUUAUUCAUUCAUUUUUCCCACAUUUUUUGCUUUCUUUUCUGUUUUAUUUUUCAUUUUUUCUUAUAAAAUAUUCUAAAUAUAUUUAUUACAAGCUGCCAUCAGGGAUCGUGAUGCUAGGUAAUCUGAAGACCCUAGCUAGAACUUUUGUGUACAAAUGUGCAAGAGUUGCCUAAUGGAAUUGUUCGGCGGACUAAACUACAACGCCUCCCGGAGAAAAAAAUGAUAUUAAAUGGGAUUGCGGACGUGAGCAAUUUAUCGUUGAUGUCAGACUUUGUUAUUACCCCGAGUGAAACGGGAUGAUUGGAGGAUCUAGGGAACUUGACAAGUUUGGAGGAACUUGAGGUGGAUCUCAGGAGCAAGCUUCUUCCUUUCUUUUGUUGUCAGCAAUUGAAUGAUAUAACUGGUUUCGGCGGAAUCGCUUGCACGGUGCCGUCACACCCCACUGCAAACCAUCUAAGCCCACUAGGGAUUUCGAGGGAAUUCACUGGAGUGAGAUCACACCCUGAGUGAUGGAUGUUACAGAUCAACCGAGAGGGUCGCAGGGCAGCGGAUUUGCAAAAAAAAAAAAAUGGGGGAAAAACUUACGGCUCUG